CAGCUUGCGGCUGGAUUGACAGAGUGACGUCAGCGCGCCGCUGCCUCUCCCCGAGGGCAGGAUUAGUCGGGAGAAGCAGAGACAGCGCGCCGAUAAUCUCCCGGUAAUAAAUGGGGGGUGACGGGCACGUUCGAAACUGCCGGUACCGAGUGAAACCGGAGGCCCCCAGAGACUCCUGAGAUUUGGCUCCUGCAUUUGAAGCAAGAUGGGUCGCUUCGUGACGCCGCAGCAAACCAGCGCGUCCCGGGCAGGUAAACGCAGCAGCAGCCUCACCUGCAAAGCCACAUCGGAGGACAGCGGAAAUUCUCAGCGGACACUUUGCUGACUGACAGUACCCGGGACGGACAGACAGAUACCUUAGUGUACUUUUAACAUGGAGAAGAGCCGGGCAGAGUAACUAACAGCAGCCUAUAGUAACCACAAGCAGACUGUCAGAGAGGAGAACGAUCUUCACAAUGACCCGUUAAAUUCCUGCCGCCGAUGCAUUCUUUGGAGAGCGCAUCGAACAUCUCCUAACAGCAGAGGAGACGAGCAGAGAGGCCUUUAUUCGUUUAUUUCAGUCUUCAGAUGGACCGAGUGCCCUCGGCACUGGCCGCUAAGAUGCACUGGAUCACGCUGGUGCUCGCCGGCUUGACUUUCUGGGGCAAAGUGACUAUUUGUAACUGUUUCGACUACGAGGAGCCAGACUAUGAUAAUUAUGAAGAGGAAAGAGCGGAGACCAUUGACUACAAAGACCCGUGCAAAGCUGCUGCAUUCUGGGGCGACAUCGCUUUAGAUGAGGAGGACCUGCGAAUGUUCCAAAUUGACCGGACAAUAGACCUCACACAGCACACACACAUGCACACACACUCCCGGCAGGGACACACAUCUGGUGGCCUAGAGGAACAUGACAUUUCUAAGAAGAGAGGAUCUUUAUAUCUACUGCUGGAGAGAAUACGCAGGUUUGGCUUUGACUAUCCCCCCAAGAACGCCAGCAAGGGAGCUGCCAAUCUCAAGUGCCAAACUGGGAUAGGUGGGAAGACUGGGAACGUCGCGAAGAGCCGUAUUCCUCGAGCGGCUACAUCCCGAGCUGAGAGGAUAUGGCCUGGAGGAGUCAUUCCCUACGUCAUAGGAGGAAACUUCACUGGUAGUCAGAGGGCCAUGUUUAAGCAGGCCAUGCGUCACUGGGAGAAACAGACGUGCGUAACUUUCAUUGAGAAGACAGAUGAGGAAAGCUACAUUGUGUUCACCUACAGACCCUGCGGGUGUUGUUCCUAUGUGGGUCGUCGUGGCAACGGGCCCCAGGCUAUCUCCAUAGGCAAGAACUGUGACAAGUUUGGCAUUGUGGUGCACGAACUGGGCCACGUCAUUGGCUUCUGGCACGAGCACACGCGGCCUGACCGCGACGAUCACGUGACGAUCAUCCGCGAUAACAUCCAACCAGGCCAGGAGUAUAACUUCCUCAAGAUGGAGCCAGGGGAGGUCAACUCUCUCGGGGAGCCAUAUGAUUUUGAUAGCAUCAUGCACUACGCCAGAAACACCUUCUCACGAGGGAUGUUCCUCGACACCAUCCUUCCAUCCAGAGAUGAAAACGGGGUCCGGCCUGCUAUCGGCCAGCGGACCAGGCUCAGUAAAGGAGACAUUGCACAGGCAAGGAAGCUGUAUAGAUGUCCAGCAUGUGGAGAGACACUCCAAGAGUCAAUGGGCAACUUUUCGUCUCCAGGUUACCCCAACGGAUACCCUUCGUAUACACACUGUAUCUGGAGAAUAUCUGUUACACCUGGCGAAAAGAUUGUUCUUAACUUCACCACCAUGGAUCUGUAUAAAAGCAGUCUGUGUUGGUACGACUACAUUGAGGUCCGGGAUGGAUACUGGAGGAAAGCUCCACUGCUCGGCAGGUUUUGUGGAGAUAAAGUUCCUGACGUCUUGAUCUCCACUGACAGCAGGAUGUGGAUUGAGUUCCGCAGCAGUAGCAACUGGGUGGGAAAAGGCUUUGCUGCCGUUUAUGAAGCGAUCUGUGGAGGGGAGAUCACUAAGGACUCAGGACAGAUUCAGUCUCCCAACUAUCCUGAUGACUACAGACCCUCAAAAGAGUGUGUGUGGAGGAUCACUGUGUCAGAGGGAUACAAUGUCGGGCUCAGCUUCCAGGCCUUUGAGAUUGAGAGACACGACAGUUGUGCUUACGACUACCUGGAGGUCCGAGAUGGCCCUCUGGAGACAAGCCCUCUGAUUGGUCGAUUCUGUGGCUACGACAAACCUGAGGAUGUGCGCUCCACCUCACACACACUGUGGAUGAAGUUUGUCUCAGAUGGCACGGUUAACAAGGCCGGCUUUGCUGCUAACUUUUUCAAAGAGGAGGAUGAGUGUGCCAAGCCAGACAAUGGUGGUUGUGAACAGAGGUGUGUAAACACUCUCGGUAGCUUCAAGUGUGCCUGUGACCCGGGCUACGAACUGGCUCCUGACAAGAAGAGCUGUGAAGCGGCAUGUGGCGGUCUUCUCUCUAAGUUAAACGGGACCAUCAGCACUCCUGGUUGGCCUAAAGAGUAUCCGCCCAACAAGAACUGUGUGUGGCAGGUGGUCGCUCCCAAUCAGUACCGUAUCUCCAUGCAGUUUGAGGCCUUCGAGCUGGAGGGUAAUGAGGUGUGUAAAUACGAUUACGUGGAGGUGCGCAGCGGCCUUUCGUCCGACUCAAAGCUACAUGGUAAAUACUGUGGCACCGAGGUCCCUGAGGUCAUCACCUCUCAAUAUAACAACAUGAGAAUUGAGUUUAAGUCUGACAACACCGUCUCCAAGAAAGGCUUCAAGGCUCACUUCUUCUCAGACAGCCUGGCUCUGUGUCAAGAGCGUUUGAUUGUGUUUGAGUCAUGCCAGGACAUAAAGCGCGGCCGCUCUCCCUCUCGUGGCCAUUUCAACAACAAGCUGGAAACCUCAUCAAAGGUCAGAGACAAAGAUGAGUGCAGCAAGGACAAUGGCGGCUGCCAGCACGAGUGCAUCAACACAGUGGGCUCUUACGUUUGUCAGUGUCGCCACGGCUUUGUACUGCAUGAGAACAAACAUGACUGUAAGGAAGCUGAGUGUGAGCAUAAGAUCCACAGCCCCAGUGGGACACUAAGCAGCCCGAACUGGCCAGACAAGUAUCCCAGCCGAAAGGAGUGCACUUGGGACAUCACAGCCACGCCGGGACACCGCAUCAAGAUAGCUUUCAAUGAGUUUGAGAUCGAGCAGCAUCAGGAAUGUGCAUAUGACCAUUUGGAGGCCUUUGACGGGGACAGCGACACGGCGGCCAUCUUGGGUCGAUUGUGUGGCAGCAAGAUCCCAGAGCAGUUGCUCUCCACCGGCAACAAGAUGUACCUCCGCUUCAUUUCUGACGCCUCAGUACAAAGGAAGGGCUUCCAAGCUUCACACUCCACAGAGUGUGGAGGUCGUCUGAAAGCAGAAGCUCGUCAGAAGAACCUUUACUCUCACUCUCAGUUUGGAGACAAUAAUUACCCGGGUCACACUGACUGCGAAUGGCUGCUGAUGGCCGAACAGGGUUACGGCAUCGAGCUUAGCUUCAUUACGUUUGAGGUGGAGGAAGAAGCUGACUGUGGUUAUGAUUACAUCGAGCUGUACAACGGGUACGACGCCGACUCACAUCGACUCGGUCGCUUCUGCGGUUCAGGGCCCAGGGAGGAGAUCUACUCGCCGGAAGGCGCUAUGCUGAUCCGUUUCCAUAGCGACGACACAAUCAGCAAGAAGGGCUUCCACAUCCGCUACACGAGCACCAAGUUCCAGGAGAGCCUUCACACCAGGAAAUGACCUCACACGCGGCCCAUGACCUCUGAACUCUGUGCAGCACGCCCCCCCCCCCCCCCCCCCCCCCCCCCCCCCCCCCCCCCCCCCCCCGCCACUGUCACCCUGACCUUCAUCAUGGCAAUGAGAAAAGUACAGCC
Molecule: messenger RNA, 3911 nt
Organism: Etheostoma cragini (Arkansas darter)
Lineage: Eukaryota; Metazoa; Chordata; Actinopteri; Perciformes; Percidae
Gene: tll1
Product: tolloid-like 1
Exons: 23
Coding region: 568-3777 (1069 amino acids)
Biological process (GO): proteolysis
Molecular function (GO): zinc ion binding; calcium ion binding; metalloendopeptidase activity
Source: RefSeq, a predicted model, not a curated record